CCCGUGGCCGUGUACUUGGUUUUGCCCAAAUAAUUAUCAGUAGUGCACGCGUGCACCUCUCUCUGUACCGUGCGCCCGAUCUUUGCGGCACAGACUAGACAUUCAUUCGUGGAUUUGCACCAGUCCUAGAUCCUGUGUGAAUGGCAAAUCAUUCGUCAGCUCCGUGACGCGUGAAAUUUACCUUUCUCUAAUUAUUCCUCAGUUCUUUUGCCUGGCAGUUAAUAUUACUACAUUGUAGCGGUGCUUUCAGAGUGGGCAGUAGUGUCCGCUCGCCCUGCCCUGCGUCUAAAACCCAGACGGUGGCCCAGCAGAGCCAAAUAAUUUGGUGGUAGCGGUACAAUACCUCCUCGGAAUCAAAUUCUGCGGCCAAUGUGGAGCAGAUUGCCAGCCUACGCGAGACGAGAAAGAAGUCAUUCAUUUCCCUUUCAUAGCGUACCCGCAUCAUUAGAACCGCAGACGCGUGUAUGCAGCAUAAUCAGAAUUACACUAGGACUAUAGGGAGGGAGCAUGGCGAGAGCGGGUUAUGGCUUCAUCCGAAUCCUCAUCGCAGCCUGUGCCCUGAGCGUCAUAUUUCAUCUUGUGCUGUACUGGCCUGGAGAUGGGCGGGUGGGUCAUGAUUUGCAGGCACGCGCCGUAGCUGAAUGGGCCAUCGAGCGACACCGGCAACUCCGCAACAAUGACGUCAUGCAGCCUAUGCCAGAUGUGGUGGCAGCAUUUGACGACGUGAAGAACCAUGCUCGCGCCAAGGAGGAAAUGGAGAACUUCAUGAGCUGGGAUGACGAGAGUGAAGCACAAGAGGUUUUCAAAGUGAAGGAAAACGCUGCACACCAGGCCAAGGUUCACAUCGCUCAAAUGGUAAUCCCACCAAGGUUACGUACGGCUGUCGGCAAGUCUAAUGAUCUGCUUCAAGUCCUACCUGCAAACAAUGCCCCACAAGCUCCUGACAAUCGUCAGGCGUUGCAAUCACGAGAGCGGAUAUUGGCGGCGGCAUUUGGUAACAGCAAUAGGAUACCUGGCCCGGCUGCAUCCAAGCAGGAGCAUGGUGACCGGCUUGCAACGGAUUUGGAGUUUCCCUGCAAUGGUUACUGGCGUGCCCAGUGGGUUAAAAAGUGCCCACAGACGUGCAAUUCAGAGCCGACCCGCAUCACCGGGACUGUUCACUUCAUCCUGCUCGACAACAAGUUUGGCUUCAUGUUCUGGCUGGCCGUGCGAUCUGCGGUAGUGUAUGCCCGUGCGCAAGCCAUCAAUAUAUUUUCUGCCGUGGAGCGCUCGGAAUUUGCAGAUAACUGCUGGAUGCAGCGGGUACUGAACAUAUCCACCGUGCAUUUCUAUCACAUUCCCGCUCAGCGUUUCCCGACUCAGAUCAACGGACAUAAGAUUGUUUUCAUCCAGCACUACUCCGAUUGGCUGCGCCUGGCGAUAUUGUGGAGCUACGGCGGUGUUUACAUGGACACGGACUCCAUCAUUGCAAAGCCACUGCAGCCGCUUAUGGCCAGCAAUCACGCCGUACUGUCACGCCAGGCUACGCGUCGUCCCGGCAACGGAAUGUUCGUGGUCCGCGAGCGCAGCUGCUUCGUCUGCCACUAUGCGCGGCAGGCUUGCAAGAACUUCAGAGGGAACUGGUCGGAUCAUAGCUCUAUGACGCUGGAGAAGAUGUUUGGCGGUAAGCAAAAAGCCAGCGUGUCCAUCCCGAGCCUAAAGAAUGUAGUGCUGCUUGAGCAUAUGAAGGGCUUUUUCCCUUUCUCCUGGACUAGAACCGGCUUGUACAAUUUAUUUGAUAAGCCCAUCACACAAAAGGAGCGGCAGUUAAUUGAUGUAUACGCUUUGCACCUGUAUAAUUACGUGUCAAAACAGUUUCAGCCUCACCUGUUAAACUUCACCUGGAUACAUGAACAGAAGUCUAUGCUGAGCAAGACCAUCGCUACCAUUCUCCCGAGAGGUUUUGCCCGGCGAAGCAUGGACACGAAGCAGUGCUUGCGAUGGGCGGGCAUCCCCGGGUGAUUGACCCAGCUAUCAGCGGUUUUGACCUGAAUAACUAUUUUGUAGAUUUUAGCAUAUCAUACAUUUAAUCUCUUGGCUAUCUUUGAAGACCUGUUUUUCGCCGAUUAUUCAUGCUCAAUCUCUACCCAUUUUGAAAUCUGAUAUUUGGGUGUUUGAUCUGAUUCUGCCCGAAUUUUGCCAUGGUUUUACCGGUAUUUAUCGGUAUUUUGGAAAACUUCGCAGGCUUUCUAGCAUUUGUUAUCGCAUAAACAGUUUCUGCAGAACUAACCAAGACCAAAAUCCGAUAAGAAGAGUGAAACCCUAGUCCAAGGCUAAAUGCGAAUGGAACAGCUCACUGU
Molecule: messenger RNA, 2339 nt
Organism: Sycon ciliatum
Lineage: Eukaryota; Metazoa; Porifera; Calcarea; Leucosolenida; Sycettidae
Exons: 1
Coding region: 508-2001 (497 amino acids)
Source: RefSeq, a predicted model, not a curated record